UUAACAGAAAAAUGACCUUCAGAAAGCUGCUGGACAACCUGACGUUUCUCACAUACGUCAUCUAUAUGUAGAUCUUUAUCUAUAUAAGUAAGGCUGAGAGAUGUCAUUUUAUGCACCACACUGAAAACAUGAGGGGUCUGAUUGCUCUUCUCCUGGUGGCUCUGUGCCUCGAGGGCCUCAAUGCAGCAUGUCCUGAUCAUGCCACACUGAAAGACGACCAUGGCAGCAAACUCUGUGCCCAGAUGUUUGAGCACAGCAGCUACUACUAUGACGAGAGCUGCACUGGCAGUUUUCUGAAUGUGUAUCCUGAUGAAGACACCCCCAUCAUGCCAAAGACCUGGGAGAACCAUGUAUCCUCUUUGGUGGUGAGACGCGGAUGCUCACUGACAGUAUGGUCCAAAUCCAAGAAGAAGGGAAACAAAAGGAAGUUUCUUGCUGGUGUUGUCUACCACCUGAAAGAAGUGAAGAGAGGCCUGUUCGGAAACUGGAAUGACUUGGCACAUAAUCAGACUAGAGCCUUUUUGACAGAAUAAAGACUGUCUAACCCUUUCAUCAAAGUUAUAUAAGAUAGUCGGCCCAUCAGAUGGUCAAAGCUGUUUGAAUUCCCAGCCUUCACAGCAUCUGUUGGUAGACCAGAGGUUUCCCAUUUCAGUUGGUUUUAGGUAUGUGCCAGACUGACAUGACCCUGCUGGUUUAUUAAACAUGAUGUGUCCAUUACUUAUUAGAGUUUUCCUCUGUCACUGUGUAUCAUAAAGCCUGGAGAUCUGCAGACUGGAAUAACUAAAAAUACAAUAAUACCAUGACAUUAAUGAGACAACAGAACAGUGUUUAGAUUCUGGUCACAUUUUACAGUAAGGUUCAAUUAGUUCAUGUUAGUUAAUAUAUUUUGCUAACAUGAUCUAAAGAUGAAAAAUUUAGUACAGUAUAUUGAAUUAUCAAUAUUUACUUAUGCAUUAUUAAAAUCCUGUUGUGUUUGUUAACAUUAGUUAAUACAAUGUGAGUUAACAGGGAAAAACAAUGAACGACUGCAUUUUCAUAAACUAAUGUUAAAAAGAUGAAUAAAUACUGUGAUAAAUGAA
Messenger RNA from Danio rerio (zebrafish), 1079 nucleotides. The record is from RefSeq and is a predicted model, not a curated record. NCBI's taxonomy places the organism in Eukaryota, Metazoa, Chordata, Actinopteri, Cypriniformes, Danionidae.